AUAAAAUCGUGAAAUUGUGCCAAACUGAUUUUUGGAGCGGGUUUUCCGGCAUUAAUAGGUGUUUACCUCAAAAUAUGGAACUCGGUCUUAUUUUUCUUUGUUUGUUUUUUAGUGGUUUCGAAAUACAGUAGAUUCUUGUGAGUUCAGCCAAACUAAAUAACUAUUGACCUUUGGUAAGUUAUAACAUUAACAUUAUACUGUAAAUAAACGUAAACGACGCCCAGUCCUGGAGAAGAUGACACAUUAGAGAAAUUUUAUGUUCUUAAUUUGGCAUACAAGCACAAACGCGAUCUUCCAAAAUUACAAGCCAAUUACUCAAGAUGAAGCGGAUUAGACCAAAGGCGUACGAAAUUGAAAUUAGUCCAAAAAUUCUUGAGCGGAUGCUGUGUGCAGUUAUUCAAUGGCUGGUGUUUAGCGCAGCAUAUAGUCUGGAAUUUGGUAGCUUAAAGAUGGUGGGCGAAGUGUUGUCGAUUGUGGUAAUCAACAGCAGAGCAGAUGCCGGUGCUCAUUAUCAGCUGAGUCUGGAUGCAAUCACCGAAUUUGUGAGAACCCGUGAUAUAUACAAUCUGGAGGAAACAAAUUUUGUCCGCGAACAUAAAACCCAAAGAUAUUUGUUAUCAGUUAAAACAAGGUAUCACGCUAGCUCGGGUUCGAACCCCAGUUCGUCAUGCAUCUUUGUGCAUGCCCCGUUGUUGUAAGUUUAUCACUUGCACAGUAUUCGACUGUGGGUAUAGUGACAUCGAAGCAAGAUCUUAUUGUAAAUAAAAUGUGGAAGGAAAAAUAAAAUGUAGCAAUAAU
Hermetia illucens (black soldier fly) is the source of this 798-nucleotide messenger RNA. RefSeq lists its product as uncharacterized. The coding region runs from base 321 to 698 and encodes 125 amino acids. Lineage: Eukaryota; Metazoa; Arthropoda; Insecta; Diptera; Stratiomyidae. The transcript is spliced from 5 exons. The record is from RefSeq and is a predicted model, not a curated record.